Debaryomyces tyrocola is the source of this 3708-nucleotide messenger RNA. NCBI's taxonomy places the organism in Eukaryota, Fungi, Ascomycota, Pichiomycetes, Serinales, Debaryomycetaceae. The record is from the annotation of a GenBank genome assembly.
AUGUCAGUUGAUGAAGUGAUAAAUAAGAUAGGGGAUAAGGAACAGUAUGUGCAACGGGCAUUGUCGCUGCUGCUAUUUUCUGCGAUCAAACCAUACUGUGUUGAACUAACGCAGCUAGCAUUACUACCAAAUCCAAUAUUCAAAUCAGAUUCGCAGAAAUUGAUUUCAGCGUUGAAUAAUGUGAAUAGGACUCUUGAAGCACAUUAUCGUGAAAACUCCCAGUUUGGUGCUUAUCGAUUAUCCGCCAAUAUAGCAGAUUAUGUAUUCUUUCCGUUGUCUAACUUGUUGAAACAGCCAACCUUAAAUGACGAGGUAAUUUCAGUUUUGCUCGAGAUAAUAGCAUUUUUAAUCAGGCAUUCAUGGAGUCAUAAUGUGGACGUUAAAUUACUAGAUCAAUUGUAUCCAUUGAUAUUGUUUCUUGUAGAUAAUAAUGUUGGGGCCAAGGGUGUCACUGUGAUUGGAAAAAAGGAGUUUUCGUUCAAAGAGUCGGCUAUUAAUGUCAUGAAUAGUAUGGUAGCUUGUUUGCCUGCUGAUUAUUUUUCAAGCAAUCCCAAAAAUUUGACGAUGUUGGGAUCUUCGACAACUAUCUUGCUUGAUAUACUUACAAGUUUGCAAAGCCCAACGACGCAGGAAGAAAUAGUUCUUGUUAAUGGUUGCCUCGAGACAAUUGAUGUGUUAUAUUCAAAGGUAUCAUCAGAACAAUUAUCACAUAUAUUUCCUGGGUCUGUAUCACAUUUGGUUAAUUUCUCAACAAAUUCUAAGUCGUUGCAUUUUUCUAUUAUUCGUGGUAUUUUAAAAGUAUUAAGGCAAUUGAUAGUAAAAGUAUUCAGCGAUAGGGACUUGAAAAUCAGCUUCGACUCUUCAGAUUUUCAACCAGAUUUGGAAAAGUUGAAUGAACUCUGGGAAGAUCAAAAUGAGGAGGAGCACACAAUAGCAAAAAUGGAUACGCUACACAUUAAACUAGAGAUACCAGCAACCGGUAAUAAACAUCGAACUACGAGUUGGCUCUUUGCUACUGCAAAGCAAUUGAAAAUAUCGUUGACCAUCUUAUUCAGAACCUUUUUGACGUCUCAAAGUAAUAGACAGAAGGUGCGAACAAAGACUCAGGUAUCCAAUGAACUAAUUUCAUUUGUGAAUGAAAUACUCAAAAACUGUUUUAUUUCUUUAUUUAAAGACUUCUGUACUAUAGCAUUGGAUGUUUUGUCUAUGUUGGUAUCUAUCCUAACGUCUGAGGAAACGACUUCUAUUCAGAAAACAACCGAAGAAGAAAUGAAAAUAGAUGAGUAUACUUCAUUGGUAAUUUCGAAUAUAUCAGCAAUUGAUACAAGUGAUAAGAAUCAACAAUUACUUUACAAUCACGUAAAAUUGAAACUAGCGGAUUUCAUUAAUAACAAAUUAUCGUCAAUUGUCUUUUCGACUGAUGACGAGAAGAUCAAUUCCUACAUUGUUUCACUUAAAUUCCAGUUCAGCAUCUUAAACAAACUAUCGAAUAACUUCUUCACUAAUGAGGAUGCUGUACAAGAUUUAAAAUUAAAAUUGACGCAAAAUUUGCAGCUGCAGUUUGUUAAUUGUUUUGUUUUCAAUAAUCAGCUCAAAGGUAAAGAACUUUUUCCGUUAGCAAUUAAUGGCACCCUUUCUGAUAAUGCAAAUGAAUCAGAAAAUAAACUAGACAAUAUUGAAUUACCACCACACAUUAAUGCUCACAAAUUGACCCAAGUUGAUGAUAAUAAUCGCCUAACUAAUAAAAGUCAUAAUAGAAACGCAUAUACGGAUAACUUGUUAAUAUUGUCCAAAACUUGGUCGAGGGUUAAGCCAUAUGCUGAUUUAUCAGAGAUGUUUUCAAGUUAUUUUAAAGGUAUUUACUCACCUUUUAUUGAAAACAGAUUUGUAAGUCUUCUCGGUUUUAUUGCUUUGCUAGGAACGUCAAACGAAAGCAAAUCACUUGUAACUAUCGAAAAUUUGUUAUUAAGAAAUGAUAUUCCUGGUAACGAUAUGUCGACUCAAUACCUAGACAAAGCUAUAUCACUUUGGAUGGCCAAUAACUUGUUGGGUGCGUAUAACUCUAGAGAUAGUAAACAGAUACAAAGUUUAUCUAAUAAUGAUUCAUUUGAUAUAAAUGAAUUCUUAGUAUUCGAACAGAGGGAUAGUAUGACCAAUUUACAAAUACCUAAUGAGAGCAACAUAGAAGAAAUGUCGUAUCUAAUAAUGGGAAAAGCUCAAGAAUUAAUAGAUGAAGUUUCAUCACUAAUAAAUUCACCAGAAAAUGUUACAAGUAAGAAUAAAAUUCAAUUAUAUAAGAUCUAUGAAUUUGCUUAUGCAGUGGCCAUUGAUUCUAUAGGGCAGCUUGCUAAUCACUUGCCAUUGUCGGAUUUUCAAACUGAUUUUCUUAUUGAUUAUUUAUAUCCAUUGCUAGAAGCACUAACUUACCAAUCGAACUCGUUGAUACAAAUACAUGCUGCAUCAUCAUUGGAAUCAAUUGUCCAAAACUAUUAUAAUGGAUCGCUAGAAUUACUAGUGAUGGAUAACCUGGAUUAUCUAAUCGAUUGUUUAAGCCUAAAGCUAUCUGUUGUUAGUACUUUAACCCCAGCAUUACCUGGCAUCUUACUAAUUGUAUUAAAAAUUGCAGGAAUUAAGCUUUUACUAACUAAUCAGUUACUGGAUAUCCUAACCAAAAUGCUUAUACUCAUCGAUUCGUAUCAUGGUUAUUCAGCGUUGGUAGAAGGUUUUUUCAUAGUUUUUGAAGAAUUAAUACAGCAGGUUAAAGAUGAGUAUUUAAAACAAGAGAUAUUGCCAAAAGAAGAAUCAGAUCCAAGUAUUAACACUUCAUUAUACAAACCGUGGGGCUUAUCAAACUGUACGCAAUUAUUAGCUUUAAUAGAUGAUUCAAAUAAACUCAUUGAUCCUAUGAAUGAUUAUGAUUCAAAUAAAGAAUAUUUUAGAAGGAAGCCCGAUACUGCAUUUGGAGAUCAAUUAGUUGAUUCAGAUGAUGAAGAGGAUGAAGCUAACGAAAAUGAUGAAACAAGCCAAAGUGAUGAUCAAGAGGUAUGGAAUUCUCGCAUACCAAAGGAUAUAUAUUUUAUUGUUCAGAAAAUAUUCAACUACGGCUUUAGGUUGUUGUCUCAUCCAUCAACAAACUUAAGAAUUCAAAUUAUAAAAACAUUAAUUAAUAUCUAUCCAAUAUUGGCGGAAAAUCAUCUGUUAUUAUUACCGGUUAUAUCGCAACAUUGGCCCGUAUUACUAACCUUAGUUUCAGGAGCAUCCUCGCUUUCAACAUUUUCAAAAAACGAUCCAUAUGACUACGGGUCUGACAAUAUUAUUGUUCUUGCCCUUGAAUUUGUUAUCAAAAUUGUUGAAGAAGACAAGAAUAAAGGAGAAAGAUUUUUGACUAAAAAAUUUGUAGAAAUUUGGGAACAUCUUUCGAACAAUUCUAAGAUUUCAAGUUAUAUCAAAAAUAGUAAUCUGAGACGGCAAUCAAAUCGUCAAAAGCAGUUAUCUACGUUAGAAGGUUCAAUAGCACCAUCUAAAUUGAUACAAUUAUAUGUGAAAUUUAUCAUCACUGGAAUGAACACAUAUGAACGAGCUAUAUCUGAUUUAACGGCCUAUAAUAUGGUUAAAUUUUGCUAUUCAAUGGGUCUAUCGAAAGAUCAAUAUAUGGUCAAAGAAGUUCAAAAUAUUUUAUGGGUCAUAGAACAUGAAACAGUUCUAUAA